Colletotrichum higginsianum IMI 349063 is the source of this 1491-nucleotide messenger RNA. Its product is annotated as Alkaline phosphatase. NCBI's taxonomy places the organism in Eukaryota, Fungi, Ascomycota, Sordariomycetes, Glomerellales, Glomerellaceae. Bases 1 to 1491 code for a protein of 496 amino acids. Gene Ontology annotation, cellular component: fungal-type vacuole membrane. Gene Ontology annotation, biological process: dephosphorylation. The transcript has 5 exons. The record is from RefSeq and is a predicted model, not a curated record. Gene Ontology annotation, molecular function: alkaline phosphatase activity.
AUGCGUUCCUCCGCUGUCGUCGUUGCCGCCGCCCUGGCCCAUUCUGCCUUGUCGGCCCCUGCUGUCAAGAAUUUCAUCUACAUCGUCCCCGAUGGAUACGGCCCCGCGUCCCAGACCAUGGCGCGAGACUACGUCUCCCUGAUCGAGAACGGUGGGAACCCGAGGGCCCCCGUGAGCAUCCAGCUCGCGGCCGACAAGAUGGUCCUUGGCAACGUCCGUACUCUCGCAAGCAACAAUCUCAUCACGGACUCGGCCGCUUCUGCCACUGCUUUCGGAUGUGGUGUCAAGACAUACAACAACGCUAUCGGUGUUGACCCGGCCGGCCAGCCCGUCGGCUCCAUUCUCGAGGCUGCCAAGCUUGCAGGCAUGAAGACGGGGCUGGUCGUGACUAGCACCAUCAACCACGCCACCCCUGCCUGCUAUGCGGCUCAUGUUGCCGACCGUAACUCGUACGCAAAGAUUGCAGAGCACGAGAUCGGCUACGGCCACCCUCUCGGCCCCGUCGCCGACAUCCUCCUUGGCGGCGGCCGGUGCUACUUCAAGCCGCAGUCCGACUCUACGUCCUGCCGCAGAGACGGCAUCGACUUGUUCGGCUUCGCCAAGGAGAACGGCUACCACGUCAUGCAGAACCGCUCGGCCUUUGACGCUCUUGACAAGGGCCUGGGUGACGUCCGUAUUCCCUAUAUUGGUCUCUUCAACGACGGCCAAAUGAUGUACGAGAUUGACCGCUCACGCCAGCCCGAGCAGGAGCCCUCGCUCCUGGAAAUGGUCGAGACUGCCCUCAACUCGCUCCACCGCGCCACGCACUGCAAGGAGGAGGGUUACUUCCUCAUGAUCGAGGCAUCACGCAUCGACCACGCCGGCCACGCCAACGACCCGGCCGCGCAUCUCUUCGACACGAUCCACUACAACGAGGUCAUGGGCUUCGUCCGGGAAUGGAUCGACGAGCACCCGGACACCAUGCUCAUGUCCGCGGCAGACCACGAGUGCGGCGGCUUGACGCUCAACGGCUUCAACCCGCUGCCGCUAUCCAAGGUCAACGCCUCUACCGAGGCCCUGAUGAAGACUUGGGGCGGGUACACGGGGCCCGAUAAGAAGGCCUUCCUAGUCGGUGAGAUCCUGCCCGAGUACGGGCUCGCCGAUGCCACGGACGCUGAGGUGAACACGCUCCUCGCGGCGCGUUCGCUGGACAUGGAGCUGGGUAACCUGCUCGCCAGCCGUGCCGGUGUCCACUGGUCUACUGGCGGCCACACGGCGUCCGACAUCACGCUGUAUGGGUAUGGCGCCGGGGAGAACGGGCGCGCGAUCAAGGCGGACAUGGCGGGCAACUGGGACAACACAGAGCUUCCCAAAUACAUUGAGAAGGCCCUCGGUGUCAACAUGGGCGAGGUCACGAGGCUUCUGCGCGCCAACGGCACCGCGUGGGUUGGGAAGCGGGACAUGAACAAGCGCGCCGACGAGCACGUCCAUGGCCACGAUCAUGCUCACUAG